Messenger RNA from Talaromyces marneffei, 684 nucleotides. RefSeq lists its product as uncharacterized. The record is from RefSeq and is a predicted model, not a curated record. Gene Ontology annotation, molecular function: acyltransferase activity, transferring groups other than amino-acyl groups. Lineage: Eukaryota; Fungi; Ascomycota; Eurotiomycetes; Eurotiales; Trichocomaceae. The transcript is spliced from 3 exons. Bases 1 to 684 code for a protein of 227 amino acids.
AUGGCAGGCUCCGUCAUGGAAAACAUAACCGACCCUCCCCUCCCCGCCCCCAAACAGCACACUCAAUCCGCCCCCCUUCUCCAACCCAUCACAACAAACACCAAAGCCGGCGUCCCAGUAACUCUGUACCCCAUAACCAUGGGCCCCUCCUCAAUCCCCGAGGGGAUAGUAGCCUAUUUGCACGAAGAAUUCACAGCCGAAAUCUUGAAAGGAUGCACAUAUCCCAUGGAAGAGCCCAUGGCCCUCGACCGGUUCAGGGAUUACUGGUUCGGCACUUUUGCCGUUGUUGUUCUUAAGGGAACGAGAGAGGAGACGGACCCUCUUUUGUUGUUGAAUGGGGAGGGGGAAGAGGUGGAUUGGAAGGAGGUGUGUUUGGGCACGUUUUAUAUUAAGCCUAAUUAUCCCGGCCGCUGCUCCCACGUCUGUAAUGCUGGUUUCUUAGCCUGUUCCGCCGCCCGUGGCAAAGGUAUCGGCUCCGUGAUGGGCGAGACAUAUCUCGUGUAUGCACCUAAACUGGGCUACAAAUACUCCGUCUUCAACCUCGUAUUCGCCAACAAUCCCGCGUCAAGCAGGAUAUGGGACCGUCUCGGGUUUCAGGUUCUGGGUCGUGUGCCGGGGGCUGGGAGACUGGCGAAUAGUGAGGAGUUGGUUGAUGCGUUGAUUUAUGGGAGGAGUUUAGUAUAA